Rotaria sp. Silwood1 is the source of this 1524-nucleotide messenger RNA. The record is from the annotation of a GenBank genome assembly. NCBI's taxonomy places the organism in Eukaryota, Metazoa, Rotifera, Eurotatoria, Philodinida, Philodinidae.
AUGGAACAUAUACAUUGGAUUGAAAAAUCAAUUGAAUUUCAAAAUCUAAUAGAUGAUCCGACUAUACAUAAACCCACACUUGUUCAAAGUGGUGAUCAACCAUUUAUUGUUGGAGUGAAAAUCAAUGGAGAGUUUAUUAUGGCAUCACCAUGUAAAGUACAUAAGGAUCGAUUUAUUCCAAUGGAACAAGAAAUUGUCUUAUCAAGCAAACAUAAAGGUGGUUUAUGGAAAGUAAUAUCGAAAGUAACAUCACAAAAAGUAGAACGUAUACAUCGUUUAACUACAAAAGAUAUUGAAAGAAUCUAUAGACAAGGUAUCAAAAACCAGCGUAUAACACCUCGUUCAUAUAUUUGUACAAAAGAGAUAGAAGCGUUUGAUCUUAUAUUUCAUCGUAAUGAUCCAACUGUUUUUGAGGGACAACGAAUUGUUCGACAAAUGAAACGUAUCGAAAAAAAUAUUCAAUUUGAAAUAUGUGACGUUGGUGAAAUUCAGUAUACACCAACAGAAAGCGAACGAACAUCACAAGAUUAUGUAACGGUACCAAAAAGCAAAUCACGUCUACUUCUUGCCUUACUUAUAGCGACUAAUUAUAAUGAAGAAAAAUUAAUUCGAAAUCGUGUUUUACGUUCAUUAUAUUGUGUAACAAAAAAUGAAUCUGAUCCACGUCAUUUUUUUCUUGAAGUCAAUCAAAAACCAUGUGAUAUACAUCCAAUAGCUUCUGAAGGAUCGUCAGAAUUACGUUGUCUUCAUUCUACACAAAAUCUAUUUAAUUAUAUCUCAAAUCACCAAAAUAAUACUUUUCUUUUUGUUAAAUUACUUCGAGGUAAUAAAGAAAUAAUAUCAAUUCGUUACCAACAUAAAAAUAACCAUCAUUUUUUUGUUAAUUUAGGUAAGAUACCAAUAAAAGCAAUUGAGUCUUACGGUUACAUGUUAUUAAAAAACGUUUUAAUUGGUGAUUUAGUUCCUAUGUGUCGUAUUACAGAUUAUACCAUGUUUCUUGUUAAUCCAGAUCUUUCGGUUAGAGUUAAAUUACCAACAUAUGAGUAUAAAUGGCAUUCAUUAUUUGAUAUUCGUAAAGCUGAACUUAAAUGUAUGCAAUUAUCACUUACAUUAGUUUCUCAAGAUGAAUCAGAAAUCUAUGUUAUAGUUGGAGAUGAAAAAGUUAUGGCGAAUUAUUUUAGCUCAGAUAGUAAUCAACAACAACAAUUAUUUAUUACACAAAGACCAUUAGAUAAAAAUGAAAAAUAUGUUGAUGAAAUUGAAAUUAUGCGUUAUAGUCAAAUGCUGAAGUCUAAGAAUGAAAAUAAUAUUCGCGUACAACUACAAUCAACAAAAAAUUUUUCAAAUAAUAAUAACAUCAUUUCCAAUCAACAAACAAUAAAAUUACCAAAAUCAAUACCACUUCCUCAUUUAACAUCCGAUAAAGUUAAACAAAAUCAUAAUAAGCAAUUAAAAGAAAAUGGUUUGAAAACUAAACGACGUCAUUCAAAAAAAGAUGGAAAACCUGUUCAAGUUAAAGAAUAA